Molecule: messenger RNA, 2366 nt
Organism: Notolabrus celidotus (New Zealand spotty)
Lineage: Eukaryota; Metazoa; Chordata; Actinopteri; Labriformes; Labridae
Gene: slmapb
Product: sarcolemma associated protein b
Exons: 13
Coding region: 621-1841 (406 amino acids)
Biological process (GO): regulation of voltage-gated sodium channel activity; regulation of membrane depolarization during cardiac muscle cell action potential; protein localization to plasma membrane
Source: RefSeq, a predicted model, not a curated record
CAAAUGGGGAUACUCCACACCAGGUGGUGGACGCUCCAGGUCCGCCCAUGAGACAUUUUCGGGAAGCCAAAAUCUCUCACUCCAAAGCCAGGCUGAGAUAGAGGAAGUCAUCGGGAAGCAGGGAAAAAAAAAAACUCCAGACCUGUACUAACACAGCGAGGAAGGUUAAACGGGGAAACUUACUUUUCGCACAUCUGGUUGCGACUUACUGAACUCACUGAAGCCCAGACUGCAGUGAUGUUGCCACCUCCUCCCUAGCUGUUCGAGCUGUUCGAGCUAACUGAGGAUCACUUCUGCUUUACUGCUUUGAGUAAACUGCACGGACCGCUAGGUUGACACGAUAGUGCUAGUUGUACUGGACUGAGAUAGCUAAGAUGUUUUCACAGUGAAUAGGUGGAAGAAGAUAGCUGAAAACAACCCAGUUCUUUAGUGCAACAUUAGUGUACAGAUCUAGCAAACAGGAUCUGUCAUCCUCUUAGUGUCCCCCUCCCCACUUGCUUGGGCUGUUCCAUUUCGCAUGUGAAAAAAUCUGAUAGUUGGAGAAGAGUUCUUCAUGUCAGGGACUGCUGUAGCCUCAGCACACUGGUUACUGAAGCUCCUGGAUCACAUCAGUUAAGCAAAUGGAUGAGAAAGAGCUGAGUGACCCCCUGAAUAACCUAUCACUCAUCCAAGAUGACUUGACCAGGUCAAACAUGGGGUCGUCUGGUGAAUCAGAAAAGAUUAUCCAGCGCUUGAAUGAUGAACUCCGGGGAGCCCAGGAGCUAGCUAAUACUGAGAAACACAAAUGCUUGGAGCUACAAGGUGUCCUGGAUGAAGAGACAAAAGAACAUAAACAACAAGCUGAUGAAUCUGCAAAACAGAUAAAAAUUCUUCAAGGCCAGCUGCGAGAGCUCCAAGGAGAAACCAACGCUCUCAGGGAGCAGAUCGAUGUUUCUUCCAGUUCACGCGACGAGCUUCAAAGCGCACGUGAUGAGGUGAAGGCGCUGAAACGUGCCCUGGAGGCAGCCACGGCUGAGCGGGAUCGCGAUGUUGCCACUAUCCAGACUAACCUGUCAACCGUGUCGAAAGACCUCGACAAAUGGCGUCAGGCUGCAAACAAAUACGAGCAUGAGAUUGACAAUCUCCAGCGGGACCUCCAGCAGCAGAGCAAACAGUGGCAGAAAACUGCAGAAAUACAAGCUGGUGAGCUGCAGUCCAUGCAGGUGGAGUGUAAUGGCCUUCAAAAGGAGUGCUCUGUGCUGCGAUCUGAAAGACAAGACAUUGUGAAUAAGCAUCAGAAGGAAAAGAGUGGCCUGCAAAGUGAGUGUGCUUCACUCAGGGCUGAGAAGGAGGAACUCCUCAAGGCUCACCAAAAAGAGAAGGCCAGCCUGCAGGGUGACUGUGCAGCACAGCGCUCUGAGAAAGAGGCCGUGCUGCAGAAACAGAAGCAGCUGGAGAAGGACCUUGCCAGUUCGCAUGCCCAGAAUGCUGAGCUUAGCAGCAGCCUCAAAGCCCUGGAGAGAUCCCAGCAGGAGUUGGAGAAGAGGCUGGGGGCCCUGCAGAUCCAGCACCAGCAGGAUAGCACCAAACUGCAGACCCAACUUGAUGAAGCAGACAGCCAGAGCAAGACUCUGCAGAGAGAGUAUGACGAGGCUAAGACUGAGCUGUCUGACCUGAAGGAAAAAUAUGAAAAGACCGAGCAGGAGAAACAGUCACUUACUGAUGAACUGGAGGGGUGCAAAGCCAGCAUGAAGGAGAUACAGGAGAAGGGAACAAAGAGUUCUCUUUUGCUGCCUGUUCAAGCCAUAGUCAUCGGCCUUAUCCUGGCUUUGCUGUAUUGGUGCUUCGGCGCAUUGUGGUAGGAAGAAGCAGUGGAUGAUCUGGGGGCCUGUGGUCGCUGCAGCUCUAACAGCUGUGACUGCUGUUGCUGUGCUCUUCAGGACCUGAGGGCAACGUACACACAGACACACACGCAUACACGCACAAACAUAAGUGAACCCAUAUUUUUCAUCAGAUUUUCUCUGCACUGAAACUGAAAAACCUGCCCUCUUAUCAUAUCUACGCAUUCAAUUCGGAGGGCUCUUCCUUAACACUGUUUAAUUUCUAAGAUGCUCUAUUUUAGAUGACAGAGAGGUUAAUAAAAGAAUGUCUGUUUUGUGGGCAAAUGAACUUGUUUGUUUGUACGUCUAUUACUUGAGAGAAAUCUAGUCAGGUUGUUUGCUUUGUUUGUUAUGGUGACUUAUAGGAUUAUCUAUUAAUGAAUGUAAAGAUGCAUAAUUAAUUCUGAAUAUAUAUAUAUGAAAAUUAGAUGGACCACCUGGAGUUUAGACCUCCCUAAUUGUAACACAUCUCUGUAACUGUCAGAAUAAUAAAUAUUGUCAAACUAA